Molecule: messenger RNA, 3561 nt
Organism: [Torrubiella] hemipterigena
Lineage: Eukaryota; Fungi; Ascomycota; Sordariomycetes; Hypocreales; Clavicipitaceae
Source: the annotation of a GenBank genome assembly
CCUCGCACCUCGACCUCCACACAUUUCAUCCGCUGACACAGGGUUCCUCUGCGUCGUUUUUGCAAUUGCCCGCGUCGCCAUCCCGUCCACUCGGCCGACGGCAUUUUGUGUCCUCCUUUCCCACUUACUCGCCUUGACCACCCACACCAACCCGCCGUAGCCUCGAUACAUCAUCACCAUCCGUCGCCAUUACCACUACAUUAAGCGCUGACCGGCUCGGCUUAUCCCAUCACCGCCCGCGACUCUAUCUUCCACCCAAUCGCGUACGACUGGCGCCCGUCACCGAUAGACCGCACACUCUGCCCCUACCUACCUGUCCACCGACGGACCAACCGAUCCAUCCAUCCGCCAACAGGCACCUCGUCCAAACAAGCAAACAACCUUGUUGCAGCUGGCUUUCACGCCCGCCCGCCAAUUGCGAACCCAUUAGAUAUAUACACAGGCUAUGGAUACGAGUUGAUCCAUCGACCACAACGCCCGCCUCCCCACGACCGAGCUCCUAGAUACAUUUUGGUACACUAGACCGCUCUUGACGACAAGAUGACGGUGAUUGAGACGGAGCCAGAAAAGGCUCACGAGCCAAGGGCCGAGCUGCCCAAGGCAGACGAGACGAGACCCAGCCAUGAUACUACCACCACCACCGCCCCGAAGCCAUCCGACGAAAUAAUACAUAAUACUCAUCAACAUCCUACCCAUACACCGACAGACGAACCGACUGUUGCCGCUGCACUGAAGCCCGUCCCCCCGAUACCACCACCAGCAGUUGCUGCUACUCCUGCUGCAUCCGACGCACAUACAGAGCACAAGUCGCCUAUUCCUGUUCCUGCUGCUGUUGCCUCUACCCCCAAGGAGACACCAGACCAUAUCGACACCUCCAACGGACACACACCGGCCGUUCUCCCUACUCAACACCACCACACCGCGACACACACAACAACAGACCCUACAUCGACGACUGAGGCAAACGAUACGAAAUCCAAUGUGCCAACUGACAGCUUUCCACAGACAGCAGCAACAACUGCAACAGAACCCGUCCACAGCAGCGGCACACAUACCUCAGUAGAAACCUCCACCGCCGACGAAAGCCAUGCCACCUCUACCCCCCUCACCUCCAACCCCGAGACGACGACCGUCCCGCUUACCGCAGAGUCGAUAGCCCAGAUCGCCCCAGCCAAUGCCGGUCGACCAACCUCUCUGCUCUCUUAUCCACUGACGCAUCCCAAUGGUGCGUCCAUGUUCCCGACCCUGACUCAGGCGGAACAGGAAGACUUGGCUCGAGAAGCCUUAGACCAGGCCCAGGUCAACAUUAUUGCCGAGAGCUUUCAUUAUCAGGGACAUGAUGAAAACGGUUCUGAUGGCGGGUAUGAGAGUGACGGCAACUCAUCCGCCAGUACAUCGGCCGAGUCGUCGGUUCGAGAUUACCUCUACGAAAAUGGCCGCCGAUAUCACAGCUUCCGCGAGGGCAUUUACAACUUCCCCAAUGACGACGUCGAGCAGGAGCGUGAGGAUAUGAAGCACGCCAUGCUGAAGCUGCUCUGUAGUCAGAAAUUACACUUUUCGCCGAUUGGCGAGAAUCCGCAGCAGAUUCUUGACAUGGGCACCGGUACUGGUAUCUGGGCCAUUGAGAUGGGAGACCAAUACCCCAGUGCUCAGGUACUUGGUGUCGACUUGUCGCCCAUUCAGCCAGACUGGCUGCCGCCAAAUGUCAAGUUUUUGGUCGACGAUAUUGAGUCGCCAUGGCUAUACCCGCGCAACCACUUUGAUUUUAUUCACUCACGACACACGGUCAUGGCUUUUAAGAAUUGGGAAAAAUUAUUUAGAAGAUCACUCGAACACUUGAAGCCUGGCGGUUGGAUUGAGCUGCAGGAGAUUCACCACAGCCCCCGCAGCGCUGGAGGAGACGGCAACGUACCGCCAGACCACCCGAUUGCGCGCUUCUGGUCGAUGGUGUCUUUGGGCCUGGCCGAGCUGGGCAUCAAUCUCAACAUUGCGGCAGACGGCCAAUUGGCGUCGGCGAUGCAGUCGGCGGGCUUUGUGAAUGUGACGGAGCGCGUGCUGCAUGUGCCAAUUGGUACCUGGCCGAAGAACAAGGUGCUCAAGACGGUUGGGCUGUACUGGCGCACGAUUCUGCUGGAUGGGCUGCAGGCGAUUGCGCUGGGCCCGCUGACGCGCGGGCUGCGGUGGAAGCGGGAGGAGGUGGAGGUGUUUCUGACAGAGGUGCGCAGGGCAUAUCAUGAUAACGUUGCGCUCAUGUAUAUGCCGCUGCAUGUAGUCUAUGGGCAGAAGCCCGUGGACAUGUUCUAGGGGGGCAGGCAGAUAAUAUGACCAGACCAGACCAAACCAGUUCAGACAAGCAUCAGCAGCGACGGCGGUUUUUUCUCUUUUACCUACAUAGCAUAUACAUUCAUAUAUUACGUACGUGGCAACUAUGAUGACCAGCAAGAUACCAAUGAAGUUUUCAUUCCCCGUCCCAUGCUUUUUCCUUCUGAGUGUACCUACAUGGCCACGGCUAUUAAAUAGCGUCCCACUACGCCGAAGCUGUGAGCUACGAGGAGAAAAAGCGGCUCUUGGACCCUGUCGGUCGAGCAUCUCCCGUAAAUCCGGCUGGGCCUUCCUCAAUUUGUCCACAAGAUUCGGCGCGUGUGCAGCAGCACGCACUACGCACACAGUAAUUGAUUUGUCGUGUUUGUGCGGCACCCCUUGCACAACUAGCACCCGAUCAGGCUGGCUGGGCUGGGCUUGCUGGCUGGCCGGUGUGUUGUGAGUGAGUGUGUGUGUGUGUGUUGUAAAGAGCCCGGGUUCUUCGGAAAGCCCUCUUUAUUUGCAUCAUCAUCAAAUUUGUUUAGUCGGCACACACAUGCAUCCACUUGCAUACAUAUACAGUAUGCAUGCAUGCAGGCAGGCAUAUAUGCAGGCUGCUGCACCAGUAUCGACCCCCGAAGCAUGCACGCACUCGACUGCAUAUCUUUUGCCCACCUCCAGCAAAGCUAAGCUACUUACGUAGCUUGUUCCCUCCCGAGAUUCUGCUGAGCGAGACCAGCAAAAAAACGCCACCCGCAGCGCCACGGCCAACCAACCCACUGAUGCGCGCUGCGAAUAAGAAAAAGGAAAAAAUUAAAAUAUCGCCUAAGUAAACGUGGAGCACCCAACUGCCGAGACGUGGCGUAGGAGGUGUGCAGAAACGGGAAAGCUAGCGGCGACCUGUCAAAAAACGGCGGCGGCACGGCGUUUUUUCUUCAUUUCUUUUUGUGAGCAGAACCGGUGAAGGGAAUUGAAGUCGGCUGUCUCUCUAUCAAAAAGGCUACUGUGGGCUAGCUUAGCCUGGUCCUAGUUUAGUGAGCAUCACGAAAAGAAAGAGGGGAAGGAGGGGGGAGAGGUGUGCGUGAUUUGCUGCUAAUGCAGGCGUCGUCACAUCUUGUUCAUUUUCGGAGAUGCUGUUGCGUAGAUGGGCCUUUGGGGUCUUUUUUGGUCCCCGCUCUACGGACGGUUCGCUUGAAACGAACCUGCUCUGACCGUCACUUGGUUUGGUUGUGCUGAUUGAUGCUGGGCCCACGCGGGAUG